AUGGAGAACUACCAGAAAAUAGAGAAGAUUGGUGAGGGUACCUAUGGUGUUGUCUACAAAGCGCGCGAUCUCCUCAAUGGCGGUCGCAUCGUCGCGCUCAAGAAGAUCCGGCUCGAGGCCGAAGACGAGGGUGUCCCCUCGACCGCCAUCCGGGAGAUCAGCCUGCUCAAGGAGAUGCGCGACCCCAACAUCGUGCGCCUGCUCAAUAUCGUCCACGCCGACGGCCACAAGCUCUACCUCGUUUUCGAGUUUCUCGACCUCGACCUGAAGAAGUACAUGGAGGCGCUCCCGGAGUCCGAUGGUGGCAGGGGCAAGCAGCUCCCCGAGGGCACCGGUGUCAAGCUGAGCCAGCUGGGCCUCGGCGAGGCGAUUAUCAAGAAGUUCAUGAGCCAGCUAUGCGAGGGUGUCCGCUACUGCCACAGCCAUCGUGUGCUGCACCGCGAUCUGAAGCCCCAGAACCUCCUGAUUGAUCGUGAGGGCAACCUGAAGCUGGCUGAUUUCGGUCUCGCGCGCGCCUUUGGAGUCCCUCUUAGAACGUAUACCCACGAGGUCGUGACGUUGUGGUACCGUGCGCCGGAGAUUCUCUUGGGUGGCCGGCAAUACUCGACGGGUGUGGAUAUCUGGUCGGUCGGUUGCAUCUUUGCAGAGAUGUGCACGAGGAAGCCGCUGUUCCCCGGCGACUCGGAAAUCGACGAGAUCUUCAAGAUCUUCCGCCUGCUCGGCACUCCUACGGAGGAGGUCUGGCCCGGCGUCACCUCCUACCCGGACUUCAAGUCCUCGUUCCCCAAGUGGAUCCGGGACCACGACAACGUGCUCUGCACCAACCUCGACGAGCAGGGUCUGGACCUGCUCGAGAUGAUGCUGGUGUACGACCCGGCCAGUCGUAUCUCGGCCAAGCAGGCCUGCAACCACCCCUACUUCGAGGACUUCCCCCGGCCCGGCGGCGGAAACCACACCAGCUACAGCAACGGAUAUCACUAG
Messenger RNA from Thyridium curvatum, 981 nucleotides. RefSeq lists its product as uncharacterized. Gene Ontology annotation, cellular component: nucleus; cyclin-dependent protein kinase holoenzyme complex; cytoplasm. The record is from RefSeq and is a predicted model, not a curated record. Lineage: Eukaryota; Fungi; Ascomycota; Sordariomycetes; Thyridiales; Thyridiaceae. Bases 1 to 981 code for a protein of 326 amino acids. Gene Ontology annotation, biological process: regulation of G2/M transition of mitotic cell cycle; G1/S transition of mitotic cell cycle; signal transduction. Gene Ontology annotation, molecular function: cyclin binding; cyclin-dependent protein serine/threonine kinase activity; ATP binding. The transcript has 3 exons.